ACUACCGUGAAUAAGCCCAAAAAAUUCGACUGCUGUAAAAUUUAUUUAUAUAUUAACUGUGAUAAUUUAAUUAUUUAACAGAAUAUGUGUGGAAUUUGUUGUAUUCUAUAUUCUGGAAAAAAUGAAAAUAAUCCAAAAUGUUUGGAGGGAUCAUCAGGAUUAUGUUUUCUUGGUGCAAGAGGUCCAGAUCUACAAACUAAUAGAACAAUAGAAUUAAACAAUGACUUUCAUUUGCAACUUGCCGGUUAUGUCUUACAUCUUAGAGGUCAGCCUACUCCACAACCAUUGACAAAUAAAGAUGGGGAUAGUUUAUUAUGGAAUGGAGAAAUAUUUGGAGGAAUAGAGGUAAAGGAAGAAGAGAAUGAUACACAAGUUCUGUUUUCUAGACUAACAGAAUCUGUGACCAAUACACAAUUACUACAUGUAGUAGAACAAAUUGAGGGACCAUGGGCUUUUAUAUACUGGCAGAGUAAGAAGAAAAAGUUAUGGUUUGGAAGAGAUCGAUUUGGCAGAAGGAGUUUAUUAUGGCAUUUACCUGCAACUACAACUGAUGCUUUUAUGCUGACAUCCGUAACCAUUCUGUCACAUGAAUUUUAUGAACUUCCAUCUAUUGGUGUUUUUUGUCUCGAUUUAAGUGAAAAUGACCCAAAAGAUUCAAAUUUGAAUCUGGAAUUGUUUCCAUGGAAAGAUGCCAAGUGGCCUGGAACUAAUGAUUGUGUAGACAAUGACAAUAUUCUCCAAUCCAACAUUUAUCCUGUUGAUUAUUCCAACAUACAGAUCUCCAUUGAUAAAACUACUAAAAUAAAUUCAUGGAUACCCAGUCUUAAUAUGGAAAUUCCAUCUGAUGAUUUUAAAUCUGUAGACUUGAAUAACAUGACAUCUAAAGAGUAUUUACACAGUCUUUUACAAAACAGUGAACUGUUGAAGAAGUCAGCUGAACAGUUUGUGGAUAUUUUAGAAAAAGCUGUCAAAAAACGAAUAUUCAAUCUACCUCGCGAAUCGGUGUCUCAUCAUGCUCAAAAUCCAUGUAGUCAUUUAAAAGAGAAUGUACCUAUGAACAAAGAUGCCAGUUGUGAAAGAGAAUCCAGUAUAUUAGAGUGUGGUAAAGCAAAAGUUGCGAUUUUGUUUUCUGGUGGAAUUGAUUCUGCCAUAAUUACAGCUUUAGCUGACAGAUGUGUACCUGUCAAUGAACCAAUUGAUUUAUUAAAUGUAGCUUUUGAACAACUACCGAAAGCUCAACCAAAUACAGUUAAAAGGGGAAAGCAAAGUGUACAAGCUGAAGUGAAAGAUAAAUUUAGUGUUCCUGAUAGAUUAACUGGUUAUACAGCCUUAGCAGAAUUAAACCCCAAUAGGUGUUGGAACUUUGUAGAGAUAAAUGUUACACAAGAAGAAUUAAAAGAUGUAAGAUCAAGACGUGUUCGUCACCUUGUCUACCCAUCAUGCACUGUAUUAGAUGAUAGUAUAGGAUGUGCCAUAUGGUUUGCAGCACGUGGACAGGGUAUUAUGGGUAAUGGUAAGAAUAAAGGAGAAAGAUUUUCCAGUACAGCUAGAGUUAUAUUGUGUGGUAUGGGAGCUGAUGAACAACUAGCUGGAUAUUCUAGACAUAGAAGUAGAUACAGUGAAGGAAAAUGGGAUGGACUUUUACAAGAGAUAAAAAUGGAAAUGCAAAGAAUAUCAGCUAGAAAUUUAGGACGCGAUGAUAGAAUAAUAGGGGAUCAUGGUAAAGAGGCCAGGUUUCCUUUCUUAGAUGAGAAAGUUGUUCAACAUCUCAGUAGUUUACCUAUUCAUAUCAAGGCUCAACUUGAUUUACCAAGAGGAUUAGGGGAGAAACUAUUAUUACGAUUAUCAGCCUACAGUAUAGGAUUAUUGAACACUAGCUGUUUUCCUAAGAGAGCUAUACAGUUCGGUUCCCGAAUAGCUAAACUGGAAAAUAAUAAAGAAAAAGCAAGUGAAAAAUGUGAACGUUUAACUGGUGAAUAGACAAAAGUGAUAGAUGAAUUAAAGACCUUAUAACAUAUACCAGUAACAUCUUGUAUUUUUAACACCAAACAAUGAACAUUGUACAAUGUAGUCGGCAAAGAAUAUAGCUUUUAUAUCACAAAUUAAACAUGCUUAAAAUGGCAAUGUUGUGGGCAUUGAACCAAAUAUGACCUUCUAUGGGUAAUCCUAAGUUAUAUUUUUAACAUGCACAUUAUAUUGUGACAAGCAACUUUUAUCAUACAUUAUAUUGAAAGUUUUCUCGAAAGCAAUACCCUACUGAUAUCACAUGUUGGUCAACUAAUGAUGGUCUAUGAACCAAACUGUGCAAUAUAUUUGUAUAAUAAUAAAUAAAGUUGGAUCAACCCAA
Messenger RNA from Patella vulgata (common limpet), 2347 nucleotides. RefSeq names its product asparagine synthetase domain-containing protein 1. The coding region runs from base 85 to 1980 and encodes 631 amino acids. Lineage: Eukaryota; Metazoa; Mollusca; Gastropoda; Patellidae. The record is from RefSeq and is a predicted model, not a curated record. The transcript is spliced from 12 exons. Gene Ontology annotation, molecular function: asparagine synthase (glutamine-hydrolyzing) activity.